AUGAGCUCCCCGGAACCCCAAGAUGCCACCCAGCCCGCCACCGGCUCUCCCUCUGAAUUUCUCCAAAACAUUGUCGGUAAGCGAGUCAAGGUCAGAAUAGGAAGCGGAGUUGACUACACUGGUCUUUUGACGUGUCUGGAUGGAUACAUGAACGUGGCUCUGGAGAACACGGAAGAAUGGGCGGGGGGUGUCAAGACGGCAGACUAUGGGGACUGCUUUUUGAGAGGCAAUAACGUCCUCUAUAUCUCUGCUUUGGAGGAGAUAUGA
Cryptococcus wingfieldii CBS 7118 is the source of this 267-nucleotide messenger RNA. RefSeq names its product U6 snRNA-associated Sm-like protein LSm6. Gene Ontology annotation, cellular component: nucleolus; P-body; U6 snRNP. Lineage: Eukaryota; Fungi; Basidiomycota; Tremellomycetes; Tremellales; Cryptococcaceae. The transcript has 3 exons. The record is from RefSeq and is a predicted model, not a curated record. The coding region runs from base 1 to 267 and encodes 88 amino acids. Gene Ontology annotation, molecular function: RNA binding. Gene Ontology annotation, biological process: maturation of SSU-rRNA; mRNA splicing, via spliceosome.